GUUCGCUUGGAUGGAAUCUCCAUAUUCAUGAGGACUGAAGAACAUACAUGGCAGUCGGAUUGUUCCCAAAGCCUCUAGCAUAUCCUCCCUUCUAUGGACGGGAGCAUGCCUAUGUCCUUGCCUUGCAUCAUACAAUCUUCAAGCCAGGUUCCGCGCUAACGGCCGUCCAAGCCCUGGUUGCACAUUCAGGGCCGUCAACUCCCCUGUGCAGUGCGUCCCUUGUGGUGGUUGCUUUUUUCCAAGCUGCGCGCUCGGUUGGCGUGAUCAUCGCCCACGUCACUUGUCCACAACAGUCGGGCUGCCGGGACUGGCCCGGAAUUGUUUGGUUCGGCACUGGUCGGAUCUGGUUGGGUUUUCCAGGUUCUUGCCUGGGUCAGAUUGAAAACUCCCACCAUCGUCCGUUCGCGAGUCUCCCCCUCCCUCCCCUAUUCAGACGAGCUUGGUGAAAGGCCUGGUCGGCGUCGAGCUCGCCACAGUCCACCACCAUGCAGCGUGUUUCGUCCUUUUUCCCCUCGUGGGAGCGGCCGAGGCAAGCCAGUAUCAGCAGCACCAGGACGACGGCAUCGACACCGGUGACGGAUGCCCCGGCUUCAACACCGGGGGCUCUUGGGAAAGUUUUUGGAUGGGCCGGAAAGAUCGCCGUCCCUGCCCAUCGUCUCAGCACAUCAUCGGCAGCGAGCAAGACACCUACCCGUUUCGAUCGCGAGACAUACUGGCCGACAACGCUCGACAAGGAAUGUGACAAGGCUGCUAGAAUACUAAAGUCGUUCUGCUUCGAUGGGUUUCAAUUUCCAGAAGCGCAACCAAUACGAACCGAAUCACCACCUACCGAUCCCCCAUCGCAGUCUGCACAGAUAUACACUACCAAAAAGAUCCCGCCUCGAAUAAUACAGAAUGCCGUUGGUAUCGCCAUCUUCUCCUGUAUGCGAUCCGGCCUCUGGAUGUCGGGCUCCGGUGGCGCUGGUCUCAUCACCGCUCGGAAAGCUGAUGGAACAUGGUCACCUCCAUCUGGAAUAAUACUCCACACAGCCGAGCUUGGCUUUGUGAUCGGUGUCGACAUAUACGACUGCGUUCUGGUAAUCAACAGCGUCCAGACCCUGGAGCUCUUCACCCGCCCGAGACUGAUGCUGGGCGACGACGUCAGCCUCGCUGUGGGGCCGUUAACUGCCAUGGAGGGCCCGGAACCGGAAAUCAAGUGGAAGGAAAUUGGUGAUACUGUAUUGACGUAUGUGAAGGCUAGGGGAAAGCAUCAAGCAGUGGCACUUGACGGAUCCUUGGUCACAGAACGGACGAACGAAAACGAAAGAUUUUACAGCGCCAAUGUUUCGGUUUUAGACAUCCUUGCUGGCAACGUCCCCAAGACUAUCCCGGAAAUGCGUCCUUUAUUUGAGGUCAUCAAGGCUGCCGAGGGUCGAACUGAUUUUGACAAGCCCCUUUUUGAGUGGCUAGCACAGCAACCGGCUCCCGGAGACGCGGUCAUCGAGAUUCCCAGAAUGCCCCCGCCGACACCUUCGACCCUCUCCUUCGGCAUUCCCGACGCCAACGACCCGGACCCUUUUGGCGUUAUAGGCCUUGAAAUGGCCGGUAUCGAGAUCCGCGAAGCUGGCUCCAAGUUGAGACCGACGAGCACACAGUUCGAAUACCACCCCAGUCCGACAAGCCCUGUCUUUGCUCGGUUCAGCCGCCAGAGCAUAGAGACGUUCGUUUCUAGGAGCAACCGAGGCAGCUGCAUGUCGUCGAGGACACAGGCCACCGCCGUGACGGAUGCCUACACCCAGACGGACGUGACGAGCCAGGCUGAAACCAGCUUUAGCCGCGCAAAUAGCGAUGACGGGAAAGACGCGAUGUCCGACAAGUUGCCUACUGUUGUUGAACCUGAGGAAGUUGACUACACAAAAGUUGACACAAGCUUCAUUGAAAGACUCCGGAAACGCUCCUCGGAGGUACCCCCAGCACAGAUUGCAGAGUUCAAAGAGAUGGAAGUAAUUCAGGAGGUCAAGGAGGAGAAGCUCGUAGAGCAGGCGAGGGAAACGCAAGUUGUGGCUGAGAAGGAGACUCAAACAAUUUCUAGGGAUGCCAAUGCCCCUGCAACUUCGACCGGAUCUCUCCCAGAGGCGGAUGACGAGCGCGACGAAGAUGCCGACGACGAAGAUGACGAAGAGGAUGAGGAGGAGCCUAUCAUCUCCAAAGGCGCCAAUGUAGUAACCAUCGCAAAACGAGUUCCGCCUCCUCUUCCCGCCAGGAGUCCGGCUCGCGUGUCUCGCGGUAGCAAAACUGAGUACGGUGACGUGUCGUCACUUCGAAGCCCCGUUCGCAACUCAUUUCUCUCGAUCUCGUCCCACACCGAGGAUGUUGAUACUGCUGGCGAUGUUUCUAUCGACGAAGCCAUCUCAACCAGCGGUCAGGAGCAAAACUCGAUCAAAGUCGACUCACGCCCCAACAGCCCUCGCCACCAAAAGAACUCGUCAUCGGUCAGCACUGCCAUUGCAGUCCAGACCAACUUGGAACAGAGAAAGAGUCAUGAAAGCGACCAGGUCCCACCGGUACCGCAGAACAUUGAACUGCCCUCGUCGGCGGAAGAGGAGAGUGAAAGAGAACCGCGGACCCCCCUUACGGAAAAUGAGUUUCUCAGCGCCACUGAACAUCCUCAGGAAGAGACCAAGGCGGCGAAUGGCGCGAAAGCCCUAAGAAUAAUCUCGCCUUCUGGUAGCACAGAAGGAAGCUCGGUCGCUCUUUCUUGAGCGGAUGGCGGUACGGCGCUUGAUGGCGUUUGUUAGUGUGAAAGGGGACAUACGUGGGUGGUCAUGUUUGUAUGUCAUAGGACAUGCACCUUUCUUCUGUUUAGCCGGCAGGCCUAAGCCGAGGCCGAGACUUGGGGGGAAAUGUGUGGAAUAGGUAGGGCUGGUGGUUUUUCUUUGCAACGGCUGAUACCUUCAUGACUGGGCGUUUUACAGGUCUUGGGUUGAACUGGGAUGGGUUUGGGCGAAUUCAACGCCUCGAUCUUGGGCGUUUGGUGGAGAGGGUCAUGGUUCACUGCCAGCGGGAGCUUGACGAGUGGACUGGGAGACUGGGCGAUUUUGAUAUACCUUGGAAUCUCUGUAUUUAGUAAUGUUUAUGGGGGUGGCCUAACUACGGCUUUGGCACUUACGGCUCAUAUGGGUCAGUAUAGGCAUGAUGAAUGAUACUCUCAGGCAUCAGAGCUGGGACCAAGCUGUUUCAAUAUAUUAUACAAAUCAGACUACGGCACCCAGUUGCUGUUCAAGACU
Molecule: messenger RNA, 3266 nt
Organism: Podospora pseudocomata
Lineage: Eukaryota; Fungi; Ascomycota; Sordariomycetes; Sordariales; Podosporaceae
Exons: 3
Coding region: 486-2741 (751 amino acids)
Biological process (GO): regulation of ruffle assembly
Cellular component (GO): ruffle membrane
Molecular function (GO): phosphatidylinositol binding
Source: RefSeq, a predicted model, not a curated record